Molecule: messenger RNA, 2184 nt
Organism: Aureobasidium namibiae CBS 147.97
Lineage: Eukaryota; Fungi; Ascomycota; Dothideomycetes; Dothideales; Saccotheciaceae
Exons: 4
Coding region: 1-2184 (727 amino acids)
Biological process (GO): transmembrane transport; chloride transport
Cellular component (GO): early endosome; membrane; Golgi apparatus
Molecular function (GO): voltage-gated chloride channel activity
Source: RefSeq, a predicted model, not a curated record
AUGGUCAAAAGCCACACCAGUGUUGACGAGCAGGCUUUGGCAAGCAGUACAGUAGGAGAAAGACUGGCUUACAAUGAUUAUACCACUAUAGAUUGGUUGCAUGAUCUUGUCAAAGAUUCCUACCGCCUUCGCAACAUCCACAACAAGAAAAAUCUCAAAGGAAAAUCACUUGCUCUGUUCGACGCGUCAUCAGGCUGGAUAGCAGCAGCAGUCAUUGGCGCACUCACAGCAUGCGUAGCCUACCUCGUCGACGUUGCCGCCGCUACAGUCAGUGAUUGGAAACUGGGACACUGCACCACAAACCCUUUCUACACUCGCGAAGCCUGCUGUGCUUCUUCCACCUCUGCCUCUGAGCCUGCGACUUCAUGCCCGGAUUUCAAAACUUGGGGUGAUGAGUACGCUGCUAGUUUUGGGGUGUAUGUUGCUUUUGCAUUGGCGUUUGGACUUGUCAGUGCUGGGGUGACGAUGUUGACGAAGGGUGCUUUGCCCUCUGCCAAUACCAGCGACUCUGGAGACACGGAAGCAGUGGCGGGGAAGACGAUGUAUAUGGCUGCUGGCUCGGGGAUUCCAGAGAUCAAGACCAUACUCGGCGGGUUUGUGAUUCCGGAUUUUUUGUCGUUGAAGGUGUUGGUGGUCAAGGCCGUGGGCGCUGUUUUUGCUGUUUCUACGGGCAUGUGUUUGGGCAAAGAAGGUCCAUUCGUCCACAUCUCCACCUGUGUGGGCUACCUCGUCGCCAAUUUCUUCCCCAAAUACCGCGAUAAUGAACGCAAGAUGAGAGAGAUGCUGAGUGCAGCCUGUGCAGCUGGCUUGUCCGUGGCAUUUGGUGCACCUAUUGGAGGUGUGUUGUUCAGUUACGAGGAAAUCAGCACUUACUUUCCGAGAAAAGUGCUGUGGAGAGCUUUUCUCUGCAGUGCUGUUGCUGCUAUGGUGUUGAAGGAACUCAAUCCUACGGGCACUGGCAAAUUGGUACUGUUUGAAACCAACUAUGGCACGAGUUAUAGUGCGGUGCACUAUCUGGUGUUUGUUGUGCUUGGCAUUGCAGGCGGCAUCUUCGGCGGUGUCUUCUGCAAACUGAACUUCCUCUGGAGCAAAACCUUCCGCAAAUACGCCAUUAUAAAGAAUCACCCAGUCUUCGAGGUCUUCCUGAUCGUCCUCGCCACAGCGUUACUCCAAUAUCCUAACCCUUUGAUCCGCGAGCCUGGUGAUAUGAUAAUCAAGACUCUGCUCGUGGACUGCAGAACCGAGAAUUCAGCAGAGUCUUGGGUAUGUCAGAAUGAAGCUCGCGAAGAUGGUAAUUGGGGAUAUGUGGGUUGGCUGGUGUACGGCACGUUGGCUAAAUUGGUACUUACGAUCAUCACUUUUGGCAUCAAAGUGCCCUCAGGGGUGAUCAUUCCUGCUCUGGAUGCGGGUGCACUGUUUGGUCGCCUUCUGGGUCAAUAUGUCGGUGGUAUUUCUCCAGGCAUCUUCGCCAUGGUGGGUGCAGCUGCAUUUUUGGCUGGAGUCAGCAGAAUGACCUUGUCUCUCUGCGUCAUCAUGUUCGAACUCACCGGAGAACUCGACUACGUGCUCCCACACAUGGUAGCGAUCCUCGUUGCCAAAUGGGUAGCCGACUCGUUGGGUAAAGAAGGAGUAUACGAUCUAGCUCAAAACGUGCUGGGUCAUCCUUUCCUGGACCUUGAUCACAGUCUCGGCUACAUCCAGAUGGCCGAUGUGCUUGUCGAAGAAUUGAUUCCUCCAGAGCACACAAUGGAGCAAAUCACCAUCCAUGUGCCUGCGACCAACAAGGUCAAACGCGAAGUACUGCAGGAGAAACUCGUCCAGCUCGAAAGCAGAGGUCUCAUGGAUGCAGGUCUUGUGUUGGUUCAAAACAACAAUAUACUGCAAGGCUAUCUCGCAGAAGGCGAACUCAGCUUUGGACUGCGCAAGCUAGGAGAGUUGUAUCCCAAAGAUGCAGAAGUGAGAUUGUUGGGUAAUGCGGAGGAAGGCGAGUUUGACCUCUCGAGUUUUGUGGACCGUACUCCGAUGAGUGUGUGUGCAAAGGCACCGAUGGAAUAUGCGGUUGAGAUGUUUGGGAAGUUGGGAUUGAGGCAUUUGAUGGUGACCGAAGAGGGUACGGGCAGAUUGGUCGGUGUUAUCAUCAAGAAGAGGUUGGUGGCAUAUCUGGAUGGGUUGAAACACGGAUGA